AUGGGGUGGGCUAAAGCGAACUGCGAUGCGGCUAUUGCACGACAGCAUGAGCGCAUAGGGCUCAGGGUGGUUGUAAGGGAUUCUUGGGGGAACAUGCUGGCAGCAAAAUGUGUGACUCAAGAUGGAUGUUUGGCUCUGGCAGUAGCGGAGGCGAUGGCGUUUCUUGUAGCCAUACGAUUAUGUCAUGGCUUAGGUCUCCCCCAAGUGCACUUUGAAGGGGAUGCAAAAGCCGUGAUAGAGUCUGUAAACUCGGGAGAGAAGGAUAGCAGCUGGAUGGGGCAUAUUAUUGAGGAUAUAAAAUUGGAACUCCGGGUGUUUCAACGGUGGCAGUUUACUUUUACUAGGAGGGAAGGAAAUCAUGUGGCCCAUGUAUUAGCAAAAUAUGCGGUGGCACGUGCCCAUGAAUCUUGUUGGAAAGAUAUACCCCCUGACUGUAUUCGUGAUGCUGUUUUACUAGAGCAAGCUUCUCUAGUUUCUUGA
Corylus avellana is the source of this 480-nucleotide messenger RNA. The record is from RefSeq and is a predicted model, not a curated record. NCBI's taxonomy places the organism in Eukaryota, Viridiplantae, Streptophyta, Magnoliopsida, Fagales, Betulaceae.